Messenger RNA from Dermacentor andersoni, 1664 nucleotides. The record is from RefSeq and is a predicted model, not a curated record. NCBI's taxonomy places the organism in Eukaryota, Metazoa, Arthropoda, Arachnida, Ixodida, Ixodidae.
GCCUUUAGACGCGAACUACCAGGUGGAUCUCACGGGGUGUGAGCGCGUGCGGUAUGCGGAAAAAGUACGCAUGUGUGACAACAUCGACCCCUUCACGCUGCGACCGGGAACGGACACGGCUAGUCAUGUCGGCAUAUUCCCAGAGAUUUGUUAUGGUGACAUCGUCAAUUACCUUGUUUUCUCUGCAAACUUUCUGACCCUUGAGGAGAUGAAGGCGUUUAAGUCGACCGAAGCGCAUAAUUAUUUUACUAGCGGCUGGGUGAAGGGUCUGUCUGCAAAACAGCUGCAAGGUGAAAAGGUGCUUCUGCUUGGAGAGGUAAGUAGCAAAGUUUCGUAAGCUGUCUUUUUAACGAGAGAAAAGGAUAAAUAACGUUAAUUCAUUCCGCAAGUCUUUAAGUGUGAAGAUUCACGUAAACAAAAGAAUUAUUUACAAACUGUCAAGCUAGACUCGGUUUCUUCACAUGUACUUUGGCGAUUUCAGAUGACGCCUCGUUUUUUUUUUGUUUUUUUACGCGCAUGUGAUAGGAACUGUUGAUGCUUUGUUCAGAUUGGAAGCCAAACGAGUUAAUGAACGAAAAAUAUAAAGUCACGCGUGAAGAAAUGGAUAGGGAUCGCCCCUAUCCAAUCACGCGAUUUUUUAUGGCCUGCCUUAACUGAUUCGGCUUGUUGCUGUUGCCGGUGCAUAGUGCGCGACAAGCUCAACAGUGACGCAAGUUCGUGCAGAGAUGUGCCCAACGUUAAUUUGUACCCUGAUAUUUCCUGCCCAGGUGAACCAUUCACAAAGGAUGCGAGACCAGCCGCUACAUGUGUGGAUAUUAUGCAAAAACAGCGGGGUUGUGCUCACAGCCCAUUGCACCUGUAUGGCCGGAGCAGGGGAGGCAUGCUCUCAUGUCGGAGCCUGCUUGUAUGCCGCUGAGACUGGUGUGAGAAUGAAGAAUGCUAUCAGCUGCACCUCAAACAACAACAUCUGGCUUCCUGCAUACGUGGAGAAAGUACAGUUCAGGAGGCUCAAAGAUAUAGAUUUCACUUCGUCCAGGAUGAAAAAGCGAAAGCUGGAUGAUGAAAACAGCAGCACAACAGAGGUCGAACCGAAGAAACGCGUGGACAUCCCACCGCCCACAGAAGAGGAACUUGGAGGCCUUUAUAGAGCUUUCCAAACCACCAACGUUGUACCCGCGCUAUUUUCAGUGCUGCCAGAAUAUUGCGAGAGCUUCCAGGAGCCUAUACAAUCCCAGCCUGCUCACUUAAGAAAGUUGUACAGUGAGCAGAACUUGGCUGAUGACCUUGACGUGCUUCUGAAGAAGGCGAAGAACUUUCUAUCUGAAUUUUCAGUCGGAGAGGGCACGAUAAAGUCAGUUGAGGCUGCCACAAGACAGCAGAGCAAUUUAUCAGACUGGUUUCUUUAUCGGGCUGGCAGAGUAACAGCUUCAGUAAGGAAAAGGGUUUGUCACACAAAUAUCGAAAGCCCCAGCAUAUCACUGUUGAAGUCAGUAUGCUACCCUGAAAAAAAUUCCGUCAGAGUCCCUGCCGUCAUGUGGGGUUUGGACCAUGAACGAGAUGCUUUGCGAGCUUACACAGAUAAGGAAGCCACCAAACAUCAUGACUUCCAGUGCCGCAGGUCUGGUUUGCACCUCAGCACUGCUUACCCUUUUAUCGGUGCGUAA